AUGCUGGAGCUACAACUAUCCAGCAAGUCACAGACCGAGCAUGUUGAUGUCAUCAACACCGACACUACAGCCGGGCCACCGAUAAAUGCCACCGAUUGGACAAUGCAUUUCGAUAUGCCCCAAGCGGACUGGAAUGAAACACUAGAAAGUGCAUCAGAGACUGUUGACCAAGCUGGGUGGCAGGAUAAAGGCAUACACUCACAGCUACAACAGACACUCAUACAGCCUGAAGAAAUCGCUAUAGUCUCUCUACAACAUGGAAAGGCUACAAAUGAGAUUCUGGACUCGACAGGACUAUCUCAUCUGAUGAAACUUGACCUGGACCAACUCUAUUUUGAUAGGGUACAUCCACUUAUACCUAUGGUUCAUAGAAGCCAUUACCUUGCAUGGGCGAAGCUGGAUGACGUUUCGUUGCCCCAGAAAUGCCUCCGGUGGGCCAUUAGGGCACUCGCCGCGUCCAUGUCAUCUCAGUUCCGUUCUCGCAGUGAGGAGUUCUAUAACAAAGCGAGGCAGUUAGCAGAAAGACUCGACGCUGGAGAUCUAGUACCACCAUGGCUAAACUCCGAUACCAGUAUAGAACAAGCACAAACAUGGCUUCUUCUAGCGCACUAUGAGCUUCUAGACCCAUCCAAAUAUUCUCAAUCAGCAACGACACGACGAGCUUUCCGGUUGGUGCACCUAUCGCGUUUGCAUUGUACCGACUGGAAGGAUCCAGCUUUCGACUUUCCCUCUUGCACCCCAGGAACGUCCCAAUCGGCCCCAUUACCAUUCGCAUCUGUGGAGGAGCGAAGGAGGACUUUCUGGGUGGCUUUCUGCUUGGACCGCUUCCUGGGCGGAUAUGAGGAGUCGCCCAUGACAAUCCACGAUGAAACAAUACACGUUCAUCUUCCUUGUCCGGAAUGGAACUUCCAAAUUUCCAGCGAAGUGAAUAUGGGUUUUAUAAACGAUGUGCUUAUCGGGGAAACGCCGGUUCCAGCAUCAUCACCUUUCGCCAAGUUAGUCAUUGCAAUGGCACUGUUCGGACAAUGCAUCAUACAUAAACAAAUAACUGCCAAGUGUCCAACUUCUGACCAGGAGAGUUUGACUUUCUGGGUACGGCAUGAGUUGCUCGCUGAAGCCAUAGACAGGCAGGUUGCCCUUUUAUUGAGAGAGACAGACGUGGAAUACGAGCCACUUCAUUUCAUGACGUCCAUGGUAGUACAUGGCUCAGUAUUGAAACUGGAAAACGCUAUGAAUGUGGCUCACUCAGUUGUUCAGAGCCAACAGCACGUUGCCAAUGAUUAUGCUAAGACAGCGUACAAAGCUGCCAUCAGCAUGGCAGACUUGUCAGAGUCCAUGACUGGCUCAAAUUGCUUAAAGACACAUGUAUAUCUUCCCAUGUUGCUAGGCAAGGCUUUCUUGUAUCUCGCCGCUCAUGCUGAGCCUAGCCAGAGCCAGCAUUCCAAGGCAAAGCUGUUGGCAUUGCUAGAGAGCUUGAAAGAAAUACAUGGCCAAGCGAAGCAGUUUAUAGAUGGCCUUGAAUUAUGGGACACCGUCGGUAAGAUGGAGAGUGGGACGAUGAAUUUCAUAACUGGCCAAACGGAAUGA
Fusarium odoratissimum NRRL 54006 is the source of this 1587-nucleotide messenger RNA. RefSeq lists its product as uncharacterized. Gene Ontology annotation, cellular component: nucleus. The record is from RefSeq and is a predicted model, not a curated record. Gene Ontology annotation, biological process: DNA-templated transcription. The coding region runs from base 1 to 1587 and encodes 528 amino acids. Gene Ontology annotation, molecular function: zinc ion binding; DNA binding. NCBI's taxonomy places the organism in Eukaryota, Fungi, Ascomycota, Sordariomycetes, Hypocreales, Nectriaceae. The transcript has 4 exons.